Oryza sativa Japonica Group (Japanese rice) is the source of this 4719-nucleotide messenger RNA. RefSeq names its product MEIOTIC F-BOX protein MOF-like. Lineage: Eukaryota; Viridiplantae; Streptophyta; Magnoliopsida; Poales; Poaceae. The record is from RefSeq and is a predicted model, not a curated record. Gene Ontology annotation, molecular function: protein binding.
ACUACGUCUCCUACUUCGACGAGCGCGCACCAACCGUUCGACGGAAUGCAGUCCCCGCCGCCGCCGGCUAAGCGGCGCCGGCGCUAUGCCAGGGACGAAGACGCGCCGGCCGCGGCGAGCGACGCCGACCGCCUCAGCGCCCUCCCAGACGACAUCCUCCACACCCUCCUCUCGCUGCUCCCGGCGCACGAGGCGGUGCGGACGUGCGCGCUGGGCCGGCGCUGGCGCGACGUGUGGAGGUCCGCCCCCGCCGUCCGCGUCACCGGCGCCGGGGGAUGGGACAGCGCCGCCAAGUUCACCGCGUUCCUCGACGGCCUUCUCCGCCGCCUCCGCAGCCGCCGCCGCCCCGGCGACGCGUCGCCGCGGCUGGAGUCGUUCGUGUUCGACCUCAACGAGAUCAACUUCGGCUUCGCGGGGCUCCUCCUCCCCUCCAACCACCUCCACCUGAGCCGCGCGAUCUGGCGCGCCGCGCGCCACGAGGUCCGGGUGCUCCGCUUCCGCCUCUUCACCUCCGAGCAACGCCUGCGGCUACCGGAUCUCCCCCUCGUCUCCCACCACCUCACGACAUUGGAGCUCGCCCAUGUCCGUGUCAACGACAGAGUUCUUGAUUUCUCUUCAUGCCCAUCGCUUCUGGAUCUGAUCUUGCACCGCUGCUACAUCGACGCUGUGCAGAUGUCAUCUCAAUCUCUGAAUCGUCUGAUCAUGACAGACUGCGCGUUCUUGGUGGAUGCCCGCACUCGGAUGUCGUUGCCGGGUCUCAUUGCCCUGAAGAUCACUCUGCUUUCGGGCAGGGCUCCAUUUCUUGAAAGCAUGCCAUUGUUAGAGACAGCAAUUGUGUCACUGCAUUGUGAUUGUGGUGAUAAAUGGGGUUGGACUGGCUAUACUAGGUCUGAUAAUGAUAAAAGCAUCAGCCGUUUGCUCCAAGGGUUGUCAGAAGCUACAAACUUGUGUUUGUUAGCUCAUCGUCGAGUGUGUAUUUUGAACGCAGAUUUGAAGUGGUGCCCUACAUUUAGCAAAUUGAAGAAUCUGGUACUUAAUGAUUGGUGUGUGACUUCUAACCUGCACGCAUUAAUUUAUUUUCUCCAACACUCACCGAUUCUGGAGAGGCUUACACUACAUCUUUCCAAGGUACGAACAUAUUCAUUACAAACAACUGAAAGAUACAAGCCACGAGAACAGUCAUUUGCAUUUGACCAUCUUAAGAAGGUUGAAUUCAUGUGUGAUGAGGUUGAUGACAGGGUUCGCAAAAUUUCCAAGAUCCUGAGUACCUAUGUCACACCACUCCAAGUUAAUGUGAGAAUAAGAUGUGAGUUAAUCAUACUCCUCAUGCUUCUUUUCUUCAAUUUGUCAAAAUAUCGAUAUAUUAUAACCAUGCAGUGAGGAAAAUAUUUGGGAAGCAAUUGUUUGAGAGAGGUAGAAACUCCCCAUAUUUCAUGAACAGAAAGUGAAAGACACCAUAAUCCAUGGAUCUAAUUAUCAAGCAUUAUGCAUAAGAAUAUCACAUGAUCAAAUUAUACAUUCGAGUAGUUUCGAGUUGUAUAAAGCGAUGACAUCACUUGGCGAUGUUCUGUGCAGUUUCUGUUCUUGCAAACUGUAAGCAAGCAUGCUCAUAGGCAAAUAUCAUCCUUUAUCCAGCCUUUGAUGGCAUUUGUAGUCAUCUACAUCCUGUUCAGACGUGCUCAUAUCUGAUCACAUGAUUAUUUAGUGAAUGUGUUUCUUCAUGUGGUUGGCGUGUAUUAUAUGUCACAUAUCUGAUUGGCUGUGGCUAAUAAUUUUUGCUUACCAAUGCAUAACUCGCGGUGUUUGGAAUGCAGGGUUGAAAAAACACAGGAAUUGGAAAACAUAGGGAUAGGAUAGGAAUGCAUGUACAAAACAUAGUAUUUGAAAAUGCAAGAAUUUCACAGGAAUGGAUGUUUGGAUAAACCAUAGGAAAAACACAUGAAACAACAGUGCAUACAAAGUUGAUUAGAGAGUUAACCAAUGCUCUUGUCCCUAAAUAACAAAUACUAAAUAAAAAGGUGAAGCUUUUUUAAGAGCAAACUAAAUGAGAAGCUUGAUUUUAGAUAAUGUAAGGAGAAGCUUGAUGACGCUUAAACUUUGCAUUAGUAGCAUCAAAGCAUUUGCCUCCAUCCUACGCAAUAAGAACGAAAACAAAGAUGUCAGACUGGAUGUUUUUCUCUGCAGUUCGACUACGAAAUUAGCAUUGUAGGAAAGUUUCCUCCAGUUUUCCUACGCAAGGACCCCCCAUUCCGAAUGGAUGAACAGUACCAUUUCCUAUGGGAAUUGGAAUCCUAUGAAUGACUUUUUUUAUAAAGCUGCAUGUUGAUCUAAAUAAAUUUCUUAAUUAUUAAUCACAAGUAACUUAAAUUCCCCAUUCAUAUCUACAAGUCUUGCAUUUCUUUGUCUUCAAUUUUAUACAGGUUUCAGCUACAAGCAGAGGUAAGAACAUCUGGCCUGUUGUACCUAUUAUCUUUUAGAUUCAUUUCGGUUAUUAGUCUUAUUUGCGAUGGCUUUACUAAAGGAAUAAAAUUGACUGAUACAAAGUUCUCCACUAUAUUUCUUGAAAGACCAAAGUUCUUCAAUAUAAUUGAUCACUUAACAUUUACUGUUUGAAAGAUACCUUUAUGGAUAAUUUGAAGUAAGUUGUUCAUUGUUGAUCGCAUACUGAAAGUAGUUAAUUUGAAAAUAUCCGGUAGUUGGCUGCCACAAAGUUAAUUGUUGAGACUCUUUACACUUUCAUUUAUACAAUCCGUGCUUAUGCAGAUAAGCUAAACUAAAGCGAUUCCUAAUAAAUUUUAGAAUUACGGUGGUUGAAAAUAUAUAAGUUAGAAAUUUACUGUAUCCAGUCUUGUAAAGGGAAAACAAUAACAAAUCCCUAUAAUCAAACGGAUUUUUUUACAGUAUCCAUUGAUCAAUAUCCAUCAAACUGGUGUCCCUAAUACUAUGCAGGAAGUCAGGAAUCAUCCAGAGCCCAUCUUGCAAUUUCUCUCUUGCGGUCUUGCCUCUUCUAUCUGCUUCAUAAACCGGAGAAGAUUUGGGCUGUUCAUGCAACUACUAUUUAUUAAUUAUUCAGCAAUGUAGAGUAUGUUUGCCGCUGUGCAAUUUUGCAGGAUAGUUUUAAGUUCAUCCCAAGUGUAUAUGUGUUGCUGUCUUGCUAACGACGGUUCGUCUCUUCUAAAUCUUAUGAUGAUUGGACAGGGAAAGUGCUUUCAUCCCUCAAGGGAAUAUCUCCUCGUUUCUUACAUGACAUCUAAAUAGUUAUAAUUUUUUUUAAAAAAAAGAAAAUGAAUUAAUAUGAGAUAUAUCACUCUAUAAACAUGCAAGUUUAAAUUCGAUCUCUAUUGUAACAAAAAUAACAAAUAUCCGGUGAAUGGGUGUUAACUAGUUUCAGUUUAAUUUUUUUUUUGUUAGUAGAAAACAAAUUUAUCCUUGCAUGAUUAUGAAGUGAUACAUCUCAUACUAGUAUAUCUUAUCAUUUUUUAAACUUUUAGAUAACAAUUUAUAUGAGAUGUAAAAAAACGUGGGGAUAUCUUCUCAAGGGAAUGAAAAUGCAUCUCUGAUUGGAUAUCCAUCUUUGACCAUUAAUUUAUUCCAUGAUAUAUUUCCAAUGAAUAUGGAAUUAACAUCAUAUGAAAAUACUUCAAAAUAUGAAUAUAGUAAUAUAACAUGUAUAAUACUUAGUAUAUAUAUGGUUAGUAUGAUUAUUAGUCAGAAGUUACUUAAUUUGAUUUUCACGCCCUAUAAUGUGGGAUAGAGGGAGUAUUAAAUUGUCAAAAACCUAGCCAAUUCAAAGCAGCCGAAAGCUUAAAAUUGUCCAAAGCCUCACCAUACAUCGGAUUGCUCUUCAAGUUGCUUCUUUUUCUGUCAAGCAUCACUGAAUACUCCAGUACAGGCUGAGUUGUUAAUUCCUUGAUUGCAAUUUCUUCUGUUCAGGUUUCAGUUAUGCCUGGACCUUGGGCAGGUUUCAGCCUCAAGCAUAGACCAUAACAAGAUUUUUGAUAUCUGUGGUCUGUGGACUAUCUGAUGGUUAUCCAGAAAAGUUGAUGGAUUACGAAAUUGUUAUGUUCCCAACUGUGAACUGUGAAGUUGCUGUCCUAUUACAACCUUGGGCAUAUGCUUGUCAGUUUCAUCUGUAGGAAGUAGGAAUGAACUAGAAAUUACAGAAAAUAUCUUGCAUUAUUAGCUCAUUUAUAUUUUUCAAGAUGGCUUUGUAUCAAGCGUACGUGCACACUGCUACAGAUCGACUACUUAAGUUGGAUACAUUGCUAGUUAUGAAUUAUGAUCUCUUUGCGGUUGUUGGUGUCUGGUCAGGAAAGUGUUUUCAUAUUCCCUCGUUUCUUUCAUAUCACCUAAAUAUGUAGUUACCAAAAGAUUCUUUUAAAAAAUUGACAGGACAGUAUAUCAUUCCACAAAACUAUAAGUUCUAAUUAGCUUCUACAAGUAUAACCGUGAAUAUAUGUUAAUUAACUAGUUUCAGUUUAACUUAUUUCUUUUACCAUAACAUGUAGAAAUCGAAUUUGAUCUUACAUGUGUUGUGGGUUGAUAUAUCUCAUAUUAAUAUAUCUUGUCAUUUUUUAAGUUUUUUUAUAACUAUUGAUGACAUAUAAGGAACAAAGAGAUGUCGGACGAAGAUCCAUCUUGGUGCCUGGUUUCUUUCCAUGCUGAUGCUGGAGACCAAAAAUAUAGUAAGCACUGUAUUUCACCAAUUUUUGAACUGUA